Messenger RNA from Syngnathus typhle (broad-nosed pipefish), 2516 nucleotides. RefSeq names its product NACHT, LRR and PYD domains-containing protein 3-like. The record is from RefSeq and is a predicted model, not a curated record. The coding region runs from base 173 to 2398 and encodes 741 amino acids. The transcript is spliced from 3 exons. Lineage: Eukaryota; Metazoa; Chordata; Actinopteri; Syngnathiformes; Syngnathidae.
GGGCGUGUUGCGUUGUGAGCAGAGCAGGCACGUGACAGGGGAGUGGACAACUAGUACGCGGCUGCUGGGCUGGUGCUAUGGCUGGUGUCCAAAAAGACGAGGAAAUUGGCUCCCUUUUAGGCUUCAAGUCAUUCUUUGGAAGCACUUUGGAUUCCAAAGAACCAAUUUAUGUAUGAAGUGGGCGGGCUUGUACAGACAGGGCAGGGCAGGGCAGGGCGUUGCUCUGACACCUUUGGAUGCCACGGCGACAAUUCCGUUGAAAAGGCGCUCGCUCGCUCGCUCGCUCGCUCGCACACAUGGUGAGACCAGACGACGCGAAGGAGACCGACAAUUUCACGGGGGAAAGAUGGCGCUGGAUGCCGAGAGCAAGGAGCUGCUGUUGGAAACGCUGGAAGACCUGGGGGAUGACGACUUCAAGAAGUUCAAGUUUUAUAUGCAUCUGGCUAAGAGAAAAAAAGAAAACGCAGACCGGACUGACAUCGCCGAAGUGCUGGUGAACAGGUACAGCAAGGACGCUGUGGCGGAGACCAGGAAGAUUCUGGAGAAGAUCAAAAACUAUGACCUGGCCCAGAAGCUGCAAAUGAAAGGUGGCACCCGUGCGCCCUCAGAUAGCAUCUCCUUAGAGGUCCAGAUGGGCGAAUUCAAGCGGGAGCUGCAAGAGAACCUGCGGGCCAUGUACUGGAAGGCUCCCGAGGGCAACACAGAGCCCGGCCAGCAGGAGGCUCUGGAGAGCGUCUACACCAAGCUCCACAUUAACCGCGGCGUCGCCGGUCUCCCCGACAAGCAGCACAAGAUCCUUCAGAUGGAGAUGCGCGGCGAAGACGAGGAGGAGGAGUCCAUCGAGCCGUGCGACAUCUUCAAAAGCGAGAAGCCCCUUCGCACCAUGGUCACCGUGGGCUUCGCGGGCAUCGGGAAGACCUUCCUGGUGCGCAAGUUUGUCCUGGACUGGGCCAACGGGACAACCAACACAGACGUGGACUUCGUCUUUCCCUUGCCCUUCCGCGAGUUGAACUUGGAGGAGGGGAAAAGCUUUUCGCUGGCAGAGCUCAUCCAGCACUUCAUCUGCGACAGCAAGGCGGCCAUCGAGAUGCUGCAGGACAUCUUGGUCAGGAUGCAAGAUUUGGGCAAGCGCACCUACCAAAGCAGCAGCGUCAAGAUUUUGUUUGUGCUGGACGGCUUUGACGAGUGCCGCCUCAAACUGGACCUGAGCGACGAGCGCAAGGAGCGCCUGGAUGUGACCCGAGCGUACCCCGUGGAGGUCCUCCUGGCGCAUCUCAUCAAGGGGAACCUGCUUCCCUGCGCCCGGCUUUGGAUCACCACGCGGCCCCAGGCGGCCCGCGACAUCCCGGCGCGCCUGGUGGACGGCAGAACCGAAGUGAAAGGCUUCAGCCGCUCCCAGAGGCUGGACUACUUCAGGAAGAGGUUCCCCGAUGACGAGGAGGACGUCAUCAAGCACAUCCAAAAGUCCCCGAGCAUUUUCAUCAUGUGCCACAUGCCCAUCUUCUGCUGUCUCACCGCCACCCUUCUACGAGAUUAUCUGCAGCACAAAAAGGAGCUGCCCGAAACCCUGACCGAGAUGUACACAGAGUUCCUACUCUAUCACCUGGGCAGGUCCGAGGAGCGAGGCGGCCAGAAGAGCACGGCGUACGUCAAAGCGCUGGCCAAGAUGGCUUUUCGGCAUCUCAUGAAGAAGCAACAGAUCUUCUACGAGAGCGACUUGCGGGAAAGCGGCUUGGAUGACCCGCAGGUCGCAAAACACUCGGGAGUCUUCACCGAGAUCUUCGAGGAGGUACCCCCGCUCAAGAAAUACCAACGCGGCAAGAUGUUUCAGUUCAUCCACCUGAGCAUCCAGGAAUAUCUGGCUGCUCUCUACGUGAUGAUGAGCUUGUUCCAGGACAACAAGAACGUGCUGGGAGAGCUCCCGUUGCAUUCCGAGCAGACGUCGCUCGUCCGGGUCCACGAGGCGGCCAUCCGCAAAGCCUCAGAAAGUGAGGGAAACCUGGACUGGUUCAUCCGCUUCUUGGUGGGCCUUUCCUUGCAGUGCAACCAGAAGCUCAUGGGUGAGCUGCUGAAGGCUCCCAAGAACUUCAGCCACAGCAACGCAGAAACAGUCGACCUGAUCAAGCAACAGAUAGACAAGAACUCUCCUGAGGAGAACAUCAACUUGUUCUACUGUCUGAAAGAGCUGAAGGACGAGUCCCUGCUGGAGCAGCUCCAAAUUUACUUCAGCGGAUUCUGGUACAACCCUGAGAACGUACCUCCGGCCAUGUGGUCGGCCCUGGUCUUCUUCUUGCGGGCUUCCAUACUGAACUGCUUCAAUCUCCACGAAUACGCUCCGUCCGACAAGGGGCUCCUGAUGCUGCUGCCGGUGGUCAAGGCUUCUCGAACAUCAUGGUAAGUGCCGUCGAGCCAGCACGUUGAACCGGCCGCCCACAUGUGUCAGCCGGCCGCCCUCUUGUCUUCUCAGGCUCAGUUGCUGCAACCUGAGCAAGAAAAGCUGCGAGGCGCUGGCCUCC